Molecule: messenger RNA, 1920 nt
Organism: Aureobasidium namibiae CBS 147.97
Lineage: Eukaryota; Fungi; Ascomycota; Dothideomycetes; Dothideales; Saccotheciaceae
Product: cleft lip and palate transmembrane 1
Exons: 2
Coding region: 1-1920 (639 amino acids)
Cellular component (GO): endomembrane system; membrane
Source: RefSeq, a predicted model, not a curated record
AUGUCUGCAGCACAGCAGCAGCCCGCCCAGGGCACCAACUGGCUGUCAACCACCAAGCAGGUUGCUCAGACGGUCGGCAUCUUCAUGUUUGUCAACUUUGCAAUCAAGCAAGUCACCGGAGGUAUUCAGCAGCAGAAGCAGGCCGACAAUGCUCCUGUCCCUACCGUCGCCCCUGGUACUGGCCAGCAGCCUUCUGUCUCCCCUCAUAGCGCCGUCCCCAAUAUGAUCAUGCCUCUGUGGCAACUAAACACCUCCAUGGACAUCAACAUGUAUGUCUCGCCGUCCUUCGCCAUGCCUGCCCUCAGCCAGAUGCCCGCCGAUUCUCUGGUCCUCCAGGAGCGCAACUACCAUUACGGUGACUGGUCGGACAAGCGCCACGUUCAAACCACAAUCGCCAUCCCCCAAGCAGUACAAGAGAAUGGAACCCUUUGGGCACACAUCUACAUUUCUCAGUCCGGAAGCGUCAUGGAUCCUACUCAGCCUGGCUACGAUUCCUUCAAGGCUUACCGCGUUACCCGUCCCCUGACAAACUACCUGGCAAAGAAAAAGGUCCACAAAACUCGCAACCUUCUCGACUCUUCUGACGCCGAAGACCAAGCUGUAGAUGUAGUCUCGGGUCCCACCAUCUCCAACUACUACCACCCCAACUUCACUCUAUCCAUCAUCCCCAACAUCGGAACCCCUGUCUACCCCCAGAUGCAUCCAGCAAUGCGUCAAUUCGUCUCUCUGGAAACCACCGGCGCCCGUGAUGACUCUGGUCAAAACGCGUGGUACUACCCCGUCCUCUACUUGAACACUUUCUGGCAGCUCCGCUCCCAGAUGACCGAGCUCAAUUCGACCAUUACCGAGAUGCCUCUCAACCUCGACUUGCAGACCGACCCCAACUGGAAAUUCAGCAUCUUGGCAAGCAUGGACGAGGGCAUGAAGGAGAAUGCUAGAAAGAGUGCUCGCGGAGAGACCACCGCUGGAGGUGGUGAUGGCAGUGAGCUCGAAAUGAUCAAGGAGGUCCUGCUCGACACAAACAUGUACCUUCUCGGUAUCACUGGUUUCGUCAGUAUCUUGCACAUGAUCUUCGAAAUGCUGGCCUUCAAGAACGACGUUAGCCAUUGGCGCAAGAAGAAGGACAACAUCGGAACGUCGGUUCGCACCAUCCUCGCCAACGUCUUCAUGCAGAGCGUCAUUUUCCUGUACCUGAUGGACAACAACGAGAACACUUCUUGGAUGAUCCUGUUUGGUCAAGGUAUGGGUAUCGCCAUCGAGGCCUGGAAGGUCACAAAGGCUGUUGAUGUACGUGUUCGUGCUGCUCCAGAAGGCUCUUUGAUCCCCUACCGUGUUGUCUUUGAGGACAAGCACAAGCUUUCCGACGUCGAGAAGAAGACUCAAGAGUACGACGAGAUUGCCUUCCGCUACUUGUACAUGGUCGCUGUGCCGCUUCUACUCGCCUAUGCUGGAUACUCACUUGUUUACGAAACCCACAAGAGCUGGUACAGCUUCAUCAUUGCCACUCUGGUCGGCUCGGUCUACGCAUACGGUUUCCUCAUGAUGGUCCCCAGCUUGUACAUCAACUACCGCCUCAAGAGCGUCGCACACAUGCCCGCAAAGGCCAUGACCUACAAGUUCCUCAACACUUUCAUUGACGAUCUUUUCGCUUUCACCAUCAAGAUGCCAACAUUGCAUCGUCUGGCUACCCUACGUGAUGAUGUCAUCUUCUUCGUAUACCUUUACCAGGCCUGGGCAUACAAGGUCGACCACACUCGUGUCAACGAGUUUGGCCAGGGCGGUGACGACGAAGAAGUCGAGGAGAAGAAGGCUGCCCAGCCCUUGAAGUCUGCACCUAAAGAGGAUACCACUUCUGUCAAGGCCGAGACUUCGAGCUCUGACGCUCAGAGUAAGGCAGGUGUUUCGAGAAAGAGAAAGUAG